UCUGUGUUUUGCACAUCACGUUGCGUCUUUAUAGAUCAUAUCUGCUGAGGUGGUGCUGCUAUUACUCUACUAUUGAUUAGAUUAGAAUGUCAGGGAAGGACACGAACACACACAUAAAGACUAACAAACACACUCACACACACACGGAUAAAUGAAUGUGAUUACAAACAAAAUGCAGUGCAUGCAAAUACACAAACACCUACGCUUACCAGCACGCACAUAACGUGCAAGCUGUCUUCUAAAAUCGGACAAAAUCUUGGUGAGAAAAAAAGCGACAGAGGGGGAGAAGGGGAAAUAUCUCCUUCACCUCUAUCGCUCCAUCCUUGUGAUAAGUGUGAGAGAGAAGGACAGAUAAGUGAUGUGCAAUAAAGUAAGAAGUCUUAGGCCGCAGCUCCUCCCCUCUCCUCGUUUCUGCCCCAAUCAGAUGGGAUUAUAUAGAUCGUUCAUGCCAGGGAUGUCCCUUGUUAUGGCUGUAAGAAUAAGAUGAACCAAAGACCAGCGGGUAGAGGAAAGGAGAAGAGUAGAGAGUGAACUGAAGAAGAGGAGAGAAGCAAAGGGAGGAGGAAGAAGAAGGGUGAGGACAGCCAAGUUGAAACGGGAAUGAAGUAUCAUUCCGCUCCUCAGAGUAAGUCUCUGUUAGAAAUGGAAGAGGCAAACUAUUGUGAAGGCCUGGAUCCCUCAUACAGCACACUGGGCUUUGAGAACGCAGAGGUGCUCUGUGGAGGAGGAGGAGACAGCAUGCCAAUAGAGCCAGGCCUGUCAGUCGGUCCAGACGGAGUCAGCAGUAAUUGUGCCAUCUGUGGAGACAAGGCCACAGGAAAACACUAUGGAGCCUCCAGCUGCGACGGCUGUAAGGGCUUCUUCAGACGCUCCAUACGCAAGAGCCAUGUGUACACCUGCAGGUUCAGCAGACAAUGCGUCGUGGAUAAAGAUAAGAGGAACCAAUGUCGUUUCUGCAGACUCAACAAAUGCUUCAGGGCUGGCAUGAAGAAAGAAGCUGUACAGAACGAGCGGGAUCGGAUCAGCUCCAGAAGAAGUAUCCCCGACACCCAGGACAUGCCACCCAUUACCAUUUUGGCCCAAGCUGAAUCACUGUCCCAACAGAUCACGGCUCCACUUGCAGUAGCAGACGCAUCAGAGCAGAAGCCAGCGACAGUGGGAGAUGCAUGUGACUCUAUGAGACAACAGUUAUUGGUCCUGGUGGAAUGGGCCAAGUACAUUCCUGCAUUUGGGGAACUGCCACUGGAUGACCAGGUGAGUUUGCUCAGGGCUCAUGCAGGUGAGCACCUUUUGCUUGGUGUCGCCAAAAGGUCAAUGCCAUUCAAGGACUUCCUGCUUUUAGGUAGUGGCUGUGUGAUCCACAGGAACAGUCCUGAGCAAGAGAUGUACAAGGUAGCCAACCGGGUGCUGGAUGAGCUGGUGCAGCCCUUCCAGGACAUUCAAAUAGACGACAACGAGUAUGCAGCGCUCAAGGCUAUUGUCUUCUUUGACCCGGAUGCAAAGUCUUUGCGGGACCCGAUGAAGAUUAAGGCCAUUCGUCUUCAGGUCCAGAUGAGUCUGGAAGACUACAUUAAUGACCGUCAGUACGACUCCAGGGGUCGUUUCGGCGAGCUCUUACUCCUGCUGCCCACCCUGCAGAGCAUCACCUGGCAGAUGAUCGAACAGCUUCAGUUCAUUAAGCUCUGUGGCCUGGCCAAGAUAGACAACCUGCUGCAUGAGAUGCUGCUGGGAGGUCUCACGUCAGAGCCCACACACCUGCACCACCCGGCACACACCCAGCUGGCCCAGGACCCUUUGACCGGACACACGCUGGUCAUCAGCACCCUGCCUGUCGCUCACACCACACAGAUAGCCUCUCCAGAUACCCCCAUCCCCUCACCCCCCCAGGGUCCUGCCCCAGAGAAGUACAAACACUUUUCCCAUCCUCUUUGUCCUCCGGCCAGCCCCUCUCCUCCCACGCAGACAGAUCUCUGACUCCCCCCCCCCCCGUCCCCCCCCGCCCCCCUGCACUCUGUCAAAGGAGCGGACACGGGCACAGUUCCCCUGCCACCAAUCCAUCAUCCCAGUCAUAAGAUUAUGAAAGCAGUCCCCGCUCAGGGUCUGUGGUUAGACUUUACCCUGCUCCUUCUCCACGUGACUGCUUGGUGGUGUCGAAACAAGAACUGAGACGUAAUAAAAGCUGCUCCCUGCAGCACUUUUAAACUUCAAUCUGACACUUUCCCGAUUCAGUAAACCAAUGAAACACCAAACCAGGGUUUAACAAAACCUAAUGUGUAUUAUCGUGGUGGGCUAAAAGUGAUAUACUUUUUUUUCAAUGCAGUAUCUAGAUUUUUACAACCUUUUCAUGUCAGUUAGGUAUAUUCUCAUGGAAAUGACCGCAGUGGAAAUGUUAAAAUAGUAGUGCUUUUAAGUAUAUACCUUCUUAAAUUUUGUAAGUGUAGUGUUUAUUGACUGAUGACUUGCUUGAUUGGAUAUAGAAAAUGCCCAUUUAUAUCCUUAUGCUUAUCUGCUAUGAUAAUCCUUAUACUGUGUACAUUUAUGAAAUGGUAUUUAAUUAACAGAAAUACAAAAGAAAAAAUAUCUUUGUUUUAUCAUCAACAAAUUACAGCUGGCCGAGAGAUGUGAUCCUCUGUUUUGUUUAUACAUUAGCUCGAGUGGGACCGUUCAGAGCGGUAAACUGGUCUUAGGUCUGUUGUUGUGUUUGAAACAACUGACAAGACAUUGUGGCUGAUUGCAUGGAUUUAUAUGUUUUACCUAAAAAGACAUUAUGGGUAAUACAGAGGAAGAAAUAUUUGUGAAGAAAGUAGAAUCAAUAUAUUCUGAAGAUACAUGAAUGCAGCAGCUAAAACAUAAUAAUACCAGUUUGUGGUGAAGAUUAACAUGAAAAAUAAAAAUAACCUAUCAAGACAUCUUAUUAAAUUAAAAAAGAAACGUUGAUAAAUUGUAAUAUUUUAACAACUUACUGUAAAUAGUCAUAUAGAUGACAGGAAACAUUUGAAGUGUCUUUCUGUAUUCCACUUUUGGAAUCAGGAUUAUUAUUUUGGUUUGUGUAGAUUUCUUAAUUUAUGCAGUGUAUUGAUUAAAAUGCCGUUUUGAGUAUU
Gasterosteus aculeatus aculeatus (three-spined stickleback) is the source of this 3101-nucleotide messenger RNA. It is a transcript of the gene hnf4g, whose product is annotated as hepatocyte nuclear factor 4, gamma. Gene Ontology annotation, cellular component: nucleus. The record is from RefSeq and is a predicted model, not a curated record. Gene Ontology annotation, biological process: regulation of DNA-templated transcription. Gene Ontology annotation, molecular function: RNA polymerase II cis-regulatory region sequence-specific DNA binding; nuclear steroid receptor activity; zinc ion binding. Lineage: Eukaryota; Metazoa; Chordata; Actinopteri; Perciformes; Gasterosteidae.